UCUUGAAGGAAUCAGUCGCAUUCUGAAUCCAUCGGACGUUGAAAAAAUAAACUAAAUCGAAGUGAUAAAAGCAAACGGAUAUACUGAAAAAGUUUUUCAUUGUGUGGUUAAUGUGAAAACAGUUUAACUGCAGCAACCAACGGAAAGUGUGUGACGGAAAACAAAUACAACCGCGUUUUCUGUGCUAAUUAAAGUGUUUAACCAACUGCAAGUGAAAACACAAAAAUCAAGUAAAACAAUUGCAAUAUUUAACGAAGAGCAACGCAAAACGAGAAAAAAGUUUAAGCAAGUGCAACGGUAACAACGUAUAAUGGCACCAAUUACCACUGACAAUUGCGAAUUUGAAUGUGCAACAAGUGUUGAUAGCAGCAUCAACGGCAGCCAAAACAAUAACUUUGAAAACGUUAUCGAUAUCGAUAACGAUAACUUUGUGAGCAACGCGUCGAAUGAUUCGAAUUUGAGCCAAGUUCAAGCCGAACACCAUGUCGCUGAGCAGGAGCAGCAGCAGGAGGAGCAGGAGCAGGAAAAGCAGCAGCAGAUGCCAUGGGAGGCACCUGGCAAACAGGGACUCUACGAUCCUCAGAACGAGCACGAGGCAUGCGGCGUGGGAUUCAUUGUGGCCAUCGAUGGCAAACGCUCUCACAAGAUUCUACGUGAUGCCCAGACCCUGUCAGAACGGAUGAAUCAUCGCGGCGCCUGCGCCUGCGAUAAUGACACCGGGGAUGGCGCUGGUGUAUUGGCUUCCAUUCCGCACGGACUCUAUGCCAAGGCUCUCGCUGUACAGGGCGUAACCUUGCCGGAGUUGGGCAACUAUGCCACGGGCAUCUUCUACUUGGACGUAGCUCAGCACGCCUCCGCCGAGGCGGAGUUCGAUGAGCUGGCCAAGAGUCUGGGCUUGUCGGUGCUCGCCUGGCGCACCGUGCCGGCCAAUCAGCAGGCCAUCGGGGGUGUGGCACGCAAGUCGGAGCCGUUGUCGCGUCAGGUGUUCGUUGCCCGUCCCGAGGGCACGGACGAGAAGUCCUUUCAGCGUCAGGUGUUUGUGCUGCGCAAGCGUGCCAGCCAUGAGCUGGCCAAGCCGGGCAGACGCUUCUACAUCUGCUCCUUGUCGGAUCGCACGGUCGUCUACAAGGGUCUGUUCACCUCGGACCAGCUGUGGGACUACUACACGGACCUAAAGGAUCCCGAUUUCGAGACCUACAUGGCGCUGGUGCACACGCGCUUCUCCACCAACACUUUCCCCAGCUGGGAGCGAGCUCAUCCGCUGCGCGUCCUGGCCCACAACGGCGAGAUCAACACGCUGCGUGGCAAUGUGAAUCUGAUGAAGGCACGCGAGGGCGUCAUGCAGUCGGAGCUGUUUGGAGAACAGCUCAAGAAGCUGUAUCCCGUCGUGGAGCCCAAUCUGUCCGAUUCGGGCUCCUUCGAUUGCGUGCUCGAGUUCAUCACAAUGGCCAGCGACCGUUCGCUGCCCGAAUCCGUGAUGACCAUGGUGCCGGAGGCCUGGCAGAACGAUCGCACAAUGCCGCAGGAGAAGCGCGACUUCUAUCAGUGGGCCGCCUGCGUCAUGGAGCCCUGGGAUGGCCCGGCCCUGAUCAGCUUCACCGAUGGACGUUACAUUGGUGCCGUGCUGGAUCGCAAUGGGCUGCGUCCGUCGCGCUUCUAUGUGACCAAGGAGAAUGUGCUGGUGAUGGCCAGCGAGGUGGGCGUCUAUGAUGUGGAUCCCUCCCAGGUGACGCUCAAGAGUCGUCUCAAGCCCGGUCGCAUGUUGCUGGUGGACACCAAGGAGCAGAAGCUCAUACAGGACAUUGAGCUGAAGGCGCGCAUAGCCAAGUCGCGUCCCCACUCCGACUGGCUGCAGCAGAAGAUCACGCUGGACGAGAUCCGCAAUGCCAAUGUGCUGAGCACGCCCAUCGUGGAGCCGCCCAAGCUGCCAGCCUCGCAGCGCGGCAUCUUUGAUCCGCGUCUAUCGCUCUUCGGCUACACCACGGAGACGGUCAAUAUGCUGCUAAUACCCAUGUUCCAGAACAAAAAGGAGGCACUUGGUUCCAUGGGCAACGAUGCGCCGCUCGCCUGUCUCUCCGGCUAUCAGCCUAUUCCGUACGAGUACUUUAAACAGCUGUUCGCACAGGUGACCAAUCCACCAAUUGAUCCAUUCCGCGAGAAGGUCGUCAUGUCCAUGCAGUGUCCACUUGGACCGGAGGCGAAUCUGCUGCAGCCAUCGGCACAGCAGGUGCAUCGCAUUUGGCUACUGAAUCCCAUACUGAGCAUUCCAGAUACCCAGCUGCUCAAGCGCAACACGCACCGUGGCUGGAAGACCAAGGUCCUGGACAUUACAUUCCAGUACAGCGAGGGCUACCAGGGCUAUCUCGAUUGCAUCGAUCGCAUCUGCCGCGAGGGCGCUAAUGCCGCCCAGGCGGGCUACCAGCUGCUCGUGCUCUCCGAUCGUGAGGCUGGCUGCAACGAGCAUGUUGCGGUUUCCGCUCUGCUAGCGCUGGGUGCACUGCAUCAUCAUCUGAUCGAGACGCUGCAGCGCAUGAAGGUUGGCAUUAUUGUGGAGACGGCCGAGGCGCGCGAGGUGCACCACGUUUGCGUCCUGCUCGGCUAUGGCGCCGACGCCAUCUGCCCCUAUCUGGCCUUCGAGCUGGCCCAGGCGCUGCGUGAUGAUGGCGUCAUCGGUGCGGACGUCACCGACAAGCAGAUCUAUGCCGCCUACGCCCAGGCAAUUGACACGGGCAUCGCCAAGGUCAUGGCCAAGAUGGGCAUCAGCACGCUGCAGUCCUACAAGAGCGCCCAGAUCUUCGAGGCGGUGGGCUUGGGCAAUGAGGUGAUCGACAAGUGCUUCCGCGGCACCCAGAGCCGCAUUGGCGGCGUCACCCUCGAGAUACUGGCCAAGGAGGGUCUCGAACGCUUCCAGUUGACCUAUGGCAAGGUGUCGCCCGAUACGCGCAUUCUGCGCAAUCCCGGACAAUAUCAUUGGCGUCAUGGCGGCGAGGCGCACAUCAACGAGCCCUCCUCCAUCGGCAGCCUGCAGGAGGCGGCCGUCAACAAGAAUCUGAGCGCCUUCGAGGCCUUCAAGAAGACCACCCUGGAGAGCGUCAAACAGUGCUGCCUGCGUGGCCAGCUGGAGUUCGUGUCCGAUCGCCAGAAGAUUGAGCUGGCCGAGGUGGAGCCGGCCAGCGAGAUUGUUAAGCGUUUCGCGACUGGCGCCAUGAGCUUUGGCAGCAUCUCGUUGGAGGCGCAUCAGACGCUCUCCAUAACCAUGAAUCGCAUCGGUGGCAAGAGCAACACCGGCGAGGGCGGCGAGGAUUCCGAUCGCUAUCUGAAUCAGGACCCGAAUAACAGCCGGCGUUCGGCCAUCAAGCAGGUGGCCUCGGGUCGCUUUGGUGUGACCGCCUCGUAUCUGGCCAAUGCGGAUGAUCUGCAGAUCAAAAUGGCUCAGGGCGCCAAGCCGGGUGAGGGCGGCGAGCUGCCCGGCUACAAGGUGACCAAGGACAUUGCCAAGACGCGCAAAUCGGUGCCGGGCGUGGGUCUAAUAUCCCCGCCGCCACAUCACGACAUCUACUCCAUUGAGGAUCUGGCCGAGCUGAUCUACGAUCUCAAGUGCUCCAAUCCCAAUGCGCGCAUCAGCGUCAAAUUGGUCUCCGAAGUGGGAGUGGGCGUGGUGGCCUCUGGCGUGGCAAAGGGCAAAGCCGAACAUAUUGUCAUCUCUGGCCAUGAUGGCGGCACCGGCGCCAGCUCCUGGACGGGCAUCAAGAAUGCCGGACUGCCCUGGGAGCUGGGCAUUGCAGAGACGCAUCAAGUACUUGUUUUGAAUAAUCUACGCUCAAGGGUGGUCGUUCAGGCGGAUGGACAACUGCGCACGGGCUUCGACGUGGUUGUGGCCGCGCUGCUUGGCGCCGACGAGUUUGGCUUCAGCACGGCUCCCUUGAUUGUCAUGGGCUGCACCAUGAUGCGCAAGUGUCAUUUGAACACCUGUCCCGUGGGCAUUGCCACACAGGAUCCAGUGCUGCGCAAGAAGUUUACCGGCAAGCCGGAGCAUGUCAUCAACUUCUUCUUCAUGCUCGCCGAGGACAUACGUCAAAUCAUGGCCAAUCUGGGCAUACGCAAGUUCCAGGAUCUGAUUGGACGCACCGAUCUGCUGCGCAUGGCCAGCCAGCGAGACACCAAGGCCAGCAAUUUGGAUCUCAAGCUGCUGCUGCAGCCGGCGCUGGAACUGCGUCCGGGCACCAACAUUGUGGGCGGCUCCGUCAAGCAAGAUUUCCAGCUGGAGAAUCGUUCCGAUAACCAGUUGAUCGAGCAGGCUCAGCAGAUCUUUAACGGUGCAAGGGACAAUAUCACCGUGAAGAUGCCCAUACACAACGAGGAGCGUGCGUUCGGCUCGACCCUGAGCUAUCACAUUGCCCUCAAAUAUGGCGAAGCUGGCCUGCCCGCUGGCAAGAGCAUUGACAUCUUCUUGGAGGGCUCGGCUGGCCAGAGCUUCUGCGCCUUCCUCGCGCGUGGCGUCAACGUGACCCUCAAGGGCGAUGCCAACGAUUAUGUGGGCAAGGGCCUCUGUGGUGGCAAUAUAAUCAUCACACCACCCGACACCGUUACUUUCGAGUCGCAUCUGAAUGUGAUUGCGGGCAAUGUAUGCCUCUAUGGCGCCACCGAGGGCAACGCCUAUUUCCGUGGCAUUGCCGCCGAGCGGUUCUGUGUGCGCAAUUCGGGUGUGACCGCCGUGGUGGAGGGUGUCGGUGACCAUGGCUGCGAGUACAUGACUGGCGGAUUGGUUGUGAUCCUGGGCUUGACUGGACGCAAUUUUGCAGCGGGCAUGUCCGGUGGCAUUGCCUAUGUCUAUGACAUUGAUGGUUCGUUCAAGCCCAAGGUCAAUCCGGAGUCAGUGGAACUGCUGCCGCUGCAACUGGACGAGGAUGUGGCUCUCGUGAAGAAGCUGCUGGCUGACUUUAUUGAGAAAACCGACUCGAAGGUGGCCAAACAGCUGCUGGAUAACUGGGCGCAAGAACAGUCCAAAUUCGUCAAGGUCUUCCCAUACGAGUACCAGAAGGCGCUCAAGGACAUGGCCGAGCAGGAGGCGGUGCAACAGCCCGUCAAGGUGGCGGCCAUCGAGAACGGCAACGGUAAACACGAGCCGCACAUCAAGGACAUCGAGGAAGCCAUUCAGGAUGUGACCCUGGAGCAGAAGCGUGCCGAUCGUGUGCUGGACAAGACGCGCGGCUUUGUCAAAUACAAGCGCGAGUCGGCUCCAUAUCGCGAUGCCGGCGAACGCCAGCAGGACUGGAACGAGGUCUACAAUUUCCCACAUGUGCGCAAGAACCUCAAGAUGCAGGCCGCCCGCUGCAUGGAGUGCGGUGUGCCCUUCUGUCAGUCCAACUCGACGGGCUGUCCGCUGGGCAACAUCAUACCCAAGUGGAACGAUCUGGUCUUCCACGGCGAAUGGCAGGAGGCACUGCGUCAGCUGCUGCAGACCAACAAUUUCCCCGAAUUUACGGGACGCGUUUGCCCGGCGCCCUGCGAGGGCUCUUGCGUGCUGGGCAUCUCGGAGCCGGCGGUGACCAUCAAGAAUAUUGAGUGCGCCAUCAUCGAUCAUGCCUUCGAGCAGGGCUGGAUCAAGGCCGAGAUACCAGAGAAGCGCACCGGCAAGCGUGUGGCCAUUGUGGGCUCAGGUCCAUCCGGACUGGCCGCUGCCCAGCAGCUCAACCGUGCCGGACACUUUGUUACGGUAUUUGAGCGCAACGAUCGCGUCGGCGGCCUGCUGCAGUACGGCAUUCCAACUAUGAAGCUGUCCAAGGAAGUGGUCAAGCGGCGUGUGGACCUCAUGGCCGACGAGGGCAUUGAAUUCCGCACCAAUGUGCACAUUGGCAAGGACACCAGCGCCGAGAAGUUGGUGCAGAGCUAUGAUGCCGUGCUACUGACCACUGGCUCCACCUGGCCUCGUGAUUUGCCUUUGGACAACCGCGAUUUGCAGGGCAUUCACUUUGCCAUGGAGUUCCUCGAAGCGCAGCAGAAGAAGCAGCUGGGCGGCAAGAAGGACAUCAUCUCGGCUGAGGGCAAGGAUGUCAUCAUCAUUGGCGGCGGCGAUACCGGCUGCGACUGCAUUGCGACCUCGCUGCGUCAAGGCGCCAAGAGCAUUACCACCUUUGAGAUAUUGCCGGAGCCGCCAUUGAAGCGUGCCGACGACAAUCCCUGGCCGCAGUGGCCCAAGGUGUUCCGCGUGGACUACGGCCACGAGGAGGUGCGUCUCAAGUGGGGCAAGGACCCGCGCCAGUACUGCACCACAACCAAAGAGUUUGUCGGUGAGAAUGGCCACAUCAAGGGCGUCCACACCAUCGAGGUGGAGUGGACCAAGACAGAGACUGGCCAGUGGCGCAUGCAGGAGGUUGCCGGCUCGGAGAAAUACUUUGCAGCCGAUCUAAUUUUGCUGGCCAUGGGCUUCCUGGGACCCGAGAAGACGGUGCCCAACGAGCUGGGUCUGGAACUGGAUCCUCGCGGCAACAUAAAGGCCUGCAAUGAACAGUAUGGCACCUCGAAUCCCAAGGUGUUCGCAGCGGGCGAUUGCCGGCGCGGUCAGUCUUUGGUAGUGUGGGCCAUUACGGAGGGUCGUCAGGCGGCGCGUCAAGUGGAUUCUUAUCUGACCGGUUUUCCCAGCGGUUUGCCCGGACCUGGUGGUGUCAUUGAUCCCACAGUACCCAGGUUCUAAGUACCUGAUGAUGCUGACGAGGAUGAGGAUGGGGAUGAGGAAGAGGAAGAGGAAGAGGAUGGUGAUGCGGGGAGUCUGUUUGUGUGCGUGCGUCGUCCUUAGCUUAGAAAAAUUCGUGUGUUUUCGCUCGAAAACCGAUUUACAAUUUGUGAUUUUUAUUUUCGCGAUUUUAGUUUAGUUAACACUAAAAAGACUUGAGUUUUUUUACAAUAUUAAA
This is a messenger RNA of Drosophila montana, 6911 nucleotides long. RefSeq lists its product as uncharacterized. Lineage: Eukaryota; Metazoa; Arthropoda; Insecta; Diptera; Drosophilidae. The record is from RefSeq and is a predicted model, not a curated record. Gene Ontology annotation, molecular function: FMN binding; glutamate synthase (NADH) activity; flavin adenine dinucleotide binding. The coding region runs from base 311 to 6694 and encodes 2127 amino acids. The transcript is spliced from 14 exons.